AUGGCUCUCUUUGUAAAUGAUUCCGGAGGCAAAACUUCCUUCCAUUUGGAUCUCUGGGGGAGGAUAUCAAGGGGACACCAGAAGUUACAUAGGAAGGAGAGGAUGCAUAUUGAAACAUGGAAUGUGAGAACACUACUGCAAGCGGGAAAACUGGAGAAUGCUAAACAGAAGAUGAAGAGAAACAGAUUGGAUGUAAUGGGAAUGUGUGAGAUGAGAUGGGAAGGUAAUGGUGAACUGGUGAGUGGGGAUUACAAGUUGUUCUAUUCAGGAGAGGAGAAACAGGGACAACAUGGAGUGGGAGUAUUGCUGGGACCUAGGGUCAAGGAUAAAGUAAGGAGAGUGGACUACAUAGACGGCAGGCUGAUGAUGGUGAGACUGGAAGGAUCUGAGAAGGAUUUAGUAAUAGUUCAGACAUACAUGCCAACAAGCCAGUAUGAUGAAGAACAAGUGGAUCAGUGCUUUGGAAGAAUGGAAGAAAUAAUAGAAUGA
Molecule: messenger RNA, 489 nt
Organism: Nilaparvata lugens (brown planthopper)
Lineage: Eukaryota; Metazoa; Arthropoda; Insecta; Hemiptera; Delphacidae
Product: craniofacial development protein 2-like
Exons: 1
Coding region: 1-489 (162 amino acids)
Source: RefSeq, a predicted model, not a curated record